AUGGUCAGAACAAGCUCCAGGACAGCUUCUAUUCAUCCCCACUGCCCCACAUUCUGUCAGACAAGGAGGACGACAGCUAUACUGCCAAUUUUUGGAGAGCAAACUGACUGUUCCCGAGUUUUCCUAGUGAUAAUCCCCAAUUGUCUCAACCCUAAGAAGACUGUAAAGGUACUGUUACCAUAUUGGGAUUUCAGAAUAGAUCUUACCACCCAUGAGCUCAUCCUCAUCAAUGUCAUCAGGACAAAUAAUUCACAAGUGGAACAUUUUCACCUUAUCAACAGUUUUGGGACAUCCAUGGCAAGUACGAGGCAACGAAGACGCCACCACAAUAGGUGGGGGAGAAUAGAGCAAGAUCUUGUUGGAGGCCUUAAAACAUUUAUAGAUUGGGGAAUAUUUGUGUGGAAGGAUUUAGACUAUGCAUAA
Striga asiatica is the source of this 423-nucleotide messenger RNA. Lineage: Eukaryota; Viridiplantae; Streptophyta; Magnoliopsida; Lamiales; Orobanchaceae. The record is from the annotation of a GenBank genome assembly.